UCUUGUUGAGGAACGAAGCAGAAGGAAAUCAGAAAAAUGGCAGCUAUUUUGAAGAGUUCGAAUUUUCAGCUGUUAACAAGGAAUCCGGUUAUUCGUUAUCAUUAUCGAACCGCAUAUUAUGUCCUGUUACCGGAAAUUCCUCAUGAUACUGCAGAAACCAAUCCCGUACUUCGCACACAUGAACUGGUUGAUUACAAGACAGUUUCAGCUGAAACAUGUCUCAAUGCCGUAGCCAAGUUGUCACUCGAGCAAGAAUCAGGAAUAUGGAAGCUGGAAAAUCAGCUCACAGAACCAGGAUCAAAUGUCACAUUCAAGUCACUUAUGGAUCCCAUUGAAAAACUCAGUGCUCCUCUAGAUGCAGCGUGGGGUGUUGCCAGAACACUGUACGUCACAGAUAGUGAAAAAAUGCCUUCAGAAACUUACAAGCAGAUCCACAAGCGAGCAAGGAAAUCCAGAUCCUUGAAGUUUCAAAGCAAACCAAUUUAUGAAGCUUGCAAGAGUAUAAUGAAUGAAAAUAAAAAGCUGGAUCAAAGACAACUAAGAUUAUUGAACAAGUACAUCCUCGAAGGUCGACUAAACGGUUCUGAAUUGAACGAGUCUGGCAUGAAAAACUACAUCGAAAUGUCGCGUAAGCUUGAAUACCACAAGGCAAACUUUCAGCAGAAAGUAGAAAAGGCCACCAAUCGUUUUAGUCACGUCAUCACCGAUCCCGCUACGGUCCGUGACUUCCCGUCUGAACUGUUGCGCGCCACGGCUCUAGACAGUUUGGCUCCCAGUCGCGGCCCUUGGAAAAUCACUCUUCAGCCACACAUUUACUCGUCUUUCAUGGAACACUGUCCAGAUCCUCUGCUGCGCUGGAACGUUUGGCAGGCGCACAGGGCUCGCGGAUCCAGUUCCGGCGAUACUUCCCUAACCACUAGUCUCGAUCUUGAGGAAAUCCGCUACCAGCGACGUGAUCAAGUCAAAUUGCUGGGCUACCCCAGCUUCGCCGCUAUGAGCAUGGAAACCAAAAUGGCCGGCAGUGUGGGCAAUGUCACAAAAAUGAUUGAAUUGCUCUUGGAAAAAGCUUUUCCGGCACAAGAGAAAGAACUGACUGAGCUGGAGAGUUUUGCCAGAGAAAGGGGUUUCGAUGGAUCUUUGCACAUGUGGGACGUUCCGUACUGGCGACGCAAACAAGUCGCAUCGCUGUGCCAGCACGAAGAAGGCGACAUUCGCGAAUAUUUCCCCUUACCGCGGGUCCUUACCGGUCUGCUGGCUCUGAUUGAAGAUAUCUUCAACAUCCAUUUCGAGUUGAUUGAUCAGAACAAAACCGGUGCCACUGCAUGGCAUCCAGACGUCUCGUUAUACGCAGUCCGACACGCAGACGGGAAAUUGAUUGGUCAUUUCUACUUUGAUCCUUUCUCCAGGAUAGGGCGGAAACUAUUGAGCCGUGAAGCCGCUAACUGGAUGAUUAGCACACGAAGCCGAUCAGAUGUCGUGAAUCACACGCCGGUGGCUUCUGUGGUCAUGAAUUUCACUCCUAAUCUACACGGAAUCCCGUCACUGCUCUCGUUUCAUCAAGUGCAGACCCUUUUGGCCAAGAUGGGGCACGCUUUGCAGCACCUACUGACAGAGUCGCCCUACAGCGAAGUGGCCGGUCUGACCAACCUGGAAUGGGACGCUGUUCAGAUAUCGGCGCAGUUUUUCCAGUUCUGGUCUUCCGAUUGGACAACGAUGAGCAAAAUCAGUGGCCACUUUGAAUCCGGUCAACCGCUAGCGAAAGAGACGCUCAACCAGCUCAACAAAGCUGCAGUGCACAUGUCCGGCCACGAUCUUUGCCAGCAAUUGUACCUGUCCGCCCUCGACUUGGAACUUUACUCGACUAGAGAAUUUUGGCUGGAUAUCGUCAAAAGAUUAUGGCCCAGAUUUCAACGUUUCCCCCUUGAGAAACUUGACGCUCAGCCGUGCAAUUUCACCGACAUAGUCAGCCAGGAUAUGGCAGCUGCUUAUUAUUCUCACACUUGGUCCAAAAUGGUGGCCGCCGACAUAUUUUCUGCCUUUCAAGAAGCUGGAAUGGAGGAUCGAGAUGCUCUUAGGACAGUUGGAGAACGUUUCCGCAAUGUUGUCCUUGCCAACGGCGGAGCAGUGGCACCUAGUGAAACUUUCCGCCAAUUUAGAGGAAGAGAUCCUUCGCCGGAUGCUUUAUUAACCCAUGCAAAACUUAAUUGACUGUGUAGAAAAUAAACAAUAAGAUAGAAUUCCAUAAUUGUAUUUGUUGACAAUUGGAAUACAAGAUGCUACAAAUGGAA
Molecule: messenger RNA, 2288 nt
Organism: Daphnia pulicaria
Lineage: Eukaryota; Metazoa; Arthropoda; Branchiopoda; Diplostraca; Daphniidae
Product: probable cytosolic oligopeptidase A
Exons: 7
Coding region: 37-2208 (723 amino acids)
Biological process (GO): peptide metabolic process; proteolysis
Molecular function (GO): metalloendopeptidase activity
Source: RefSeq, a predicted model, not a curated record